GUUGAAAGUAAAUUAAUAUAACAAUAAAAUGUAAACUUUAAAGAACAUAGAAAUGGGUCGAUCAAAAUUUCCUGGAAAACCUUCCAAACACAUACACAGGAAAAGGGUAAAUGUUCUUCCACCAACAGGAGAAAUAUCAAAUACAGAAUGCAGUAAUUCUGUGACAGUUGAUUCUCUUGUUGAAAAUAAACAGGAUGAAGAUUUGUCAGAAAGUGAUAGUGAAAGUGCACCUACAGAAAACACUGUAAACAAAAAUGUUUCAAUCAGAAGAAGACUGACUAGGAAGCUGCAAACUUCUUUAAGGGGUAAAAAUGUAAACAAUAGGGGUUUGUUGUCAAAAAUGUGUACCAAAGCCUCGGUGAAAACUAAAUUAAACAAAACUUCAAGAGCAAGUUUAUCCAGAAAAGGUGUACACGGUUAUAACACUCCUUGCCGAGGAAAAGUAACAAAAGAAGCCACAAAUUUAGUCGGUAAAUUUGUUCUUCCAACGAGAAGUGUACAUUCGUCUCGAGUAAUAAAGCCCAAUAAAAGAUUUAUCAGUGAUAUAGACAACACUGUGACCUUAAAGAAGAAGGUUAACAUCGUCAAAAGGCAUUGUGGCAAUUCCGAAGAUGACAAAUCCAAACUGUCAUCUAAAUUUAUUGAAUCUGGCAGCUUCAGUAGUGAUAAUGAUAAGACAACAUUUACAAAUGGUCACAGAGUGGUUCUUCGUCAAGCGAGGCUUAAAUUGCCUAAUCCUAUUGGGUUGCAAGGACCAUUUUCAACAAAAUCAACAUCAUCACCAGGUGCCGUAACAUGUGGCGUAUGCGGAGCCGUAAGGUUCUACAGAUUCCUGAAACAAGCGAGGAAAUUCAACAUUUACAGUUGCGAAUCGUGUAGAAAAUUCAUCGCAAAGAUGAUAAAAAGGCAGGCUUGCGGUAACAAAAGCAACCAAAUCACCCUGAAUUGCGUAAAGGGCCAGGGAACGUGCCACAUUUCUUCGAUAACGAGGAACCAACAGUGGAAGCUUACUAAAUGCCCAUACCGGGCCAGGUGCCCGGCUUGUUGGUUGAAACUGUGCCUUAGAGCGUUCCAUAUACCCCCGUCGCUCAAGCAAGGCCUUAACCUCAUGUUACCCAAGAACAUGCAAGGCCUGGACAUCGCGUUGAGCAACAACCAAUCGACGUCUUUGUGGCAAGCGAACGUAGAAACGAAAUUAGUCAUUGACCAGCCUCAAGAAACAACGACUCUUAAGCAACGACCUGUAAGGUUUAAGAAUCCCAAGGCCCAAUCUGCCUCGACCCCUUUGGCUGCUAAUUCCGACAUAAAGAGGCAGAAGAUUGAUUUCAAAGGGCCCAGGGUGAAACACGUGUGCCGCAGUGCUUCUAUAGUAUUAGGUCAGCCGAUAGCUACGUUUCCUGAAGGGGAAAAAGAGAAAAGAUGUGAUAACCAGGAACAAGUAAUUGAUAUUAAACCGGCCGAGGACAAGCCGGCCGGUGAUAAAAACUUUAGUGAAGUUAAAUUAACCGUUCCUAAAUGUGACUCAAUUCCUAGUGAAGCGGAAUCAAGUUGUAGUGAUAGGACAUCUAAAACAUCGAGUAGUGAUACGUUGGAUUUAGCAAGCAGAAGGGAGAAGCUUUAUAGACAUUCGUCUUCUAGUACGCUGAGUUUUAAUAUAGAGCCGAAAAUUCCAGAGAGGAAAAAGAAUCUCAUAGACCCACAGCACGGUAUCCUGGUGGACUACUGGGACGGCUACGAUUCCGAAGUAGUCUGCCAAAACGGCUUUUGCAUAAUCGGAUCUGAGCAAUUCACCAUGUCAUCGAUAUGUUUCCUAUGCGGUAGCGGCGGAAAGGAGACGAUGCUCUACUGCUCCGCUUGCUGCGAGCCCUAUCACCCGUUUUGCUUGGAGCAGGCCCAGGCGCUCCCUAUCGACAAAGGCGACCAGUAUUACACGUGGAUAUGCCCGAGGUGCACCGCUUGCAGCGAAUGCAACAAGGUCGAUAGGAAGAAGAUCAGCUGCCAGAAGUGCUUGAAAGCCUACCAUCCCGAAUGUUUCAACAGCAAGUGGAACAGCGAGGAUAAACCCGUCGUUUGUUCGAAGUGUUUAAAAUGUAAGAGCUGCGGCAGUUCGAAUAUAACGAAAUUCGUCGGGAACUUACCGUUGUGUAUAUCAUGCUUUAAAUUGAGGAAAAAGGGAAACUUUUGUUCGGUUUGUCAACAUUGUUACGACGAUAAUGAAUGUUGUUCAAAAAUGAUGGAAUGCUCAAAGUGCUGUAAAUGGGUCCACGCGAAAUGCGAACAUCUUACUGAAGAGCAGUAUCAAAUAUUAAGUGUACUUCCCGAAUCUGUAGAGUAUAUUUGUCCUUCGUGUUGCAAGAACCCCUCGCCAUAUUGGCGAAAGGCCAUCAAUAACGAAAUGAAAUCGAGUUUUAAUCAAAUAUUACGGCUUCUCAGUAAAAAUAAGACGGCGAGGAACUUGUGGUGGAGCCCUCUGAAUAAUUCUCUUCCAUCCAGUAAAGCCAUUAGUAACGCGAGAAAGUUGCAAUUUACUGAAGACACUGAUAUAGACAACAAUAAUUGUAGUACGGAUUUGAUAGAUAUUAACAAAAUUUACUCGUUUGAAGAGAAUGAAAAGUACGAAGCGAGCUUAAGCAAAGCCUCGAACACAUUGUCACUCGUCGACGUUAAAAACAAGCUAAUUUCUAACGAAUACAGUUCCAUCAGGGAGUUCAAUAAAGAAAUCGAAGAAUCCCUGAGACUAGCGAAAUCGGAGCAGCUUUUAAAAAUAUACCAGUCAAUCUUCCACGACGUGUUUCCUUGGUACCAACAAACAUCCAGCGACGAAUUUUCCGAAGUAUUAGAAAUCGAUCCGAACGACGAAUCCCAAGAUCCCUUGGAAGAGAAGCCCUAUUUCAACGUGUCGUCAUUAGUCGUGGAUUCGAGGCUUUGCAGUUUCUGCAAGGGCGUGGGAGACGGCUUGUGCUACAUGGAAUCGAGGCUGCUCUAUUGCGGCUUCAACGAAUGGGUGCACGCCAACUGCGCCCUCUGGUCCUCCGAGGUGUACGAAGAAAUCGACGGAUCGCUCAGAAACGUCCAGAACGCCUUGAACAGAGGACGGAUGAUCCGGUGCGCUCAGUGCAAACAGAAGGGGGCCAGCGUAGGUUGCUGCUACAAGGGCUGUCACGAAACGUUUCACUUUCCCUGCGCCAGAACGACCAAUCUGAAGUUCAUGCACGACAAGACCGUGUACUGCUCGAACCACGAACUACCCAAGAAGAGCCAUCUCAUCACCAACAACAAGGAUUUCGAAAUCGACAGAUCCGUGUUCGUGGAGAUCGACCAGAAGAGGAAGAGGUACGCGGAAAUAAACAAAGCGACUUACAUGAUCGGCUCGCUUUGCGUGAAAAAUUUGGGGAAAAUCGACCCGGUCGUAUCGGACACGGCUGAAGUUCUGAUUCCCGUCGGUUUAGUUUGUACUCGAAUGUUCUGGUCGACUGCGGAGCCUUGGAAAUUAGUUCCCUACACCAUAACAACUUCAGUGAAAAAUUUCAACAACAACACCCUCGUCAUCGAUAAGAACUUCACUGUGGAUCAUUCGCUGAACAAACAAACGGUCGAUAGGAUUCUUCGAGACAUUGCCCAGUGGCAGAGAGACGUAGACAAAAAAGGUUCCGAUACCGACUCCGAAGACGACGAAGAGCAACAAAAUGGCGCCGACAUUCUAUCGCCGGAACUCACCGAUGCAAUCUUAGAGGAAUUGCCUCACGAUCUCCUCGACGGGAUUUCAGUACAAGACAUAUUUCCGAAAUUUAAUUACGACGAUCUAGUCGAGUACAAAACGGAUUUGAACAGCGCCGACGAUUAUAAAAAGGCGGACGUGGAAGAAGACGACGUCAACGCGGACUUGAGAAAAAACAAAUCGCGACCGAAUCCAAAAACUUGCAGCCUAACGUUGAGCUGCAAACUGGACAGUUCUCUCUCGCCGGCCAUUAAGAGGCGCAAAAUGGCUACCUCCAGAGAAAACAACGUUAUUUACCAGUUACUACAAGUGGACGGUAACUUGGACGACAGCAGCUCGAGCGAAUGCGGAUCACCCACCGAAUUAUCUUCAACGAAUCCUUGGGGCACGUACAUAUCCGAGGAACCAGUGACUUGUGAUAAAUGCCAAUCUACUUACAGAACUCAAGCCAGCUACAAGCGGCAUUUAGAUUCGUGCGAGAUACUUUGUACCAGUGAAAGCGAUUCGGAAAUGAACGCCGAACAGGAAAUGGUGGCUACUUAUAUAAACCCCAACGCGACAAUCGUUGAUAAUCAGGUCGUCGUGGACGUCGCGGAACCUGUUGUAAUCUCGUCGUUUGAAUCCUACCAGAGCGAAAUUCACACGUCAGUAUUGAACAGUUUCGUCGCCUCUAAAUCCACUUCGGAGGUGGUAACUGUACCGCAACAUUCUGACAUGAUGAUUCCGAAUAUAAACCACACUUUGGAGCAGAAAUCUUUGCUACAGGCGCUGCCCGUGAACUCGGUGACGCCGAUUACUAUUGAGAAUUCCCACCAGGAGCAAACUUACUCUAUAAACCAACCGAUUAUGAGCGAACCAUCGCUUUCUUUGCAUGCGACUCCGCCUCAAUUUUGUGUUAAUCAAAGCGUGCCUUUAUGCGUCAACCAACCGAUUACAUUGCAACAGAACAACAUUCAAGUGAAUCCUACCUCUACGUAUUCCGGUAACCAAGUUUUGUCUAUAAAUCCAAGCGGGUCUAUUUCUCUAAAUCCCGUCCAAACAACCAAUUCUAUCACGCUGAAUCAAAUUAAUCACCAAACUCCCAUUCAGCAACCGAUCGAUUUUCACCAAGCACAAUCGGUGACGAUCCAAUCGGUUCCAUUAAACAACACUAUAUUGAACGUGGGCUCGCAAAACCAAUUCACCCUGAACGGGAAACUAUUAACAACCAAUCCAGUAUUGCAGACCGUUAACGUGCCCGGAACUCAAUGGGUGAAGCAAGUUGCCAAGCCGUCUAUAGUGGCUCAAAGGACGUUCAAGACCAAGUCUCGAAGUAGGACGCUAGCAGCUAAGAGAUCUCACUUCGAAGAAGAAACUAUUAUUCUUCCUUCGCAAGGUUCAUCCGGGCAAAUGCUGGUGCAACACUUGCCGUCCACGAACUACGUUCCAGCAUUUGUCGAUACGUUCCAGCAGCCCGGACAGAAUGUACAAUACGUUGCGACUAUUACUCCUCAGAUGAGCACCGUACCCGCUCAGUCUAUAGUACAAAUUCAGCCCGACAACAACAUCAUCAGUAUAGUCCCUGGAUUACCACAGACGAUGUAUAUUCAACAACCGAGGGUCGAGAAUCAACUGGUAGUGGAUAGCAACGGAACAUUAGGCUGGUCUCAACAACAAACCGUUCAACCAGUUUACUACGGCUUCGAAACGAUUGUGCAGAAUACAGUGAUGCAGUCUCAACAGUUCUUACCCACAACGAUGCCUGGCGUUCUUACAGCAAACAGCAGCUACUCCACGACUACUCAAGUGUUCCAAACGAGUAAAUUGGAACCUGUACUGGACGUGUCUUCGAACAGCUUUGUGUUAGUUAACCCAGGGCAGAUAGUUAACUCGCAGCCUUUGGUGAAUUCGCAACAAAUCGUCAACCAACAGCCUUUGGUCAAUUCGCAGUCCAUGGUAAAUUCGCAGCACAUCGUCAGUUCCCAACCCGUCGUUAACUCGCAACCGCUAGUAACAUCUCAGCCAGUGCUAAAUUCUCCAUCGAUCAUAAACGCACAGCCAGUCAGCUCGCAUUUAAUCAACACGCAAUCACCGAAGCCUGUGAACCACCAGGAGAUACUUAUUACCAAUCAACAUCAACAACCUUCCACCACACAAGCCCAGAUGAUCAUAACACCCGCCGAACAAAUCCAACAAACCAUUCCAGUGAAAAUAAACACUGUAAAUAACGUGUUGCCUCAAAAACUGGACGUCAAAUCAUCGCAAACCCAACUGCAAGUGAAACCAUCACAACUCCAGCAACUGAGCUACUCGCAAGCAUCACACAAGCCCGUCGUUAAUUCUUUGAACGCGCACAGCAUUUCUCUUCCGACUGCGCCUUUCGUGUCCGAGCAAAGGAUCCCGACGAACAUCGUGACUCCUAUUCCCAAACCUCCCACGUCCGUGUCCAGCCGGCCGAUGAGCAGAGUCCUGCCGAUGCCUACCAACAACGUUAAAGAAUACAAGAAAAGCAUCUUCGACGACGAAAAGCUCUUCUUUCCCGAAGAGAAAAAGAAACCCAUCCAAGCGCAGAAGAUAUACGAGAUUAAAAUGAACAAUCUCAAACCGAUCGCGAAGUCGCUAAAUAAAAUUGACCUGAACAAGAAAAUUAAAAUCGUCGAAUCUAAAAUCAUCAGGCCGGAAUACACGCAUUUACUGGCGAAGAAAAAGCAAGAGGAUUUGAAAGAUGAUAAAGUUGAAACGCCCGAAACUUUUAUAGACAAGAUCGAAAAAAUCAAACCGGUACAAACGGAACAAACGGAGGAGCCAUUCGAAGAAAAAGCAGUAGAAAUUUCCAUACCGGAAGAUCCCAAAAUCGACACAUCUCUCAAACUAGUAUUCCAGAAACAAGCUCAAGACGGCACAUACAAAAUCAGCACGAAUUUCGUUUCGAAACAACCCAUACAAGUAGCGCCGUUGAAACCGAUAAAAUCGACCUGCUACAUCCAGAACCAGCCGUACUCGCCAGAAAAACCAAUCAAAGAGGACAAGGACAAGCUCGACGACCUCCCGAAGGCUCCCAGGAAAGACGCCGAGAGCCCCAGCUCGAUCCUCUACACCAUGGAAAACCAAGACGGCUACAAGUACUCCUCCUCGUCCAUCUCGGACCUCUGGUCGAAGCUGCUGGACGCCGUGCAAACGGCCCGCGCGGCCCACAACAUGCCGCCGCUGCCCGUCCACGGCGGCGGCGUCUUCAACUCCGUCCAGGUGCUCGGCCUCAAAUCGACCGGCUCCAAGUACCUCGUCGAGCAGCUGCCCGGCGCCGCCAAGUGCGCCAAGUACAAGUCGAUCUUCGGCUUCCCGCCGCACCCGAGCGACACCGACAACGACCUGGCGCAGGACCACGCGCACGGCGCCGUCCGCUGCGCCCCCUUCGAGAGCAAGACCCACGAGCCGUUCGACAUGUUCGGCUGGCUGUCGUCGAAGCACCGCCAGCCGGAGGAGAUAUCGCUCGACGCGCUGGAGUUGCUGCCGAGGAGAGUGGUGAACUUGCCGAUGGCUAUGAAGUUUCGACAGUUGAAGCUGACUUCGAAGUAUUCCGUGGGAGUCUACAGGUCGCUGAUCCACGGUAGAGGGUUGUUUUGUCUGCGCGACAUCGAAGCCGGCGAGAUGGUUAUAGAAUACGCGGGAGAGGUGAUACGAUCUAUACUGACGGAUAAACGCGAGAAAUACUACAAUUCCAAAGGGAUCGGAUGCUACAUGUUCCGCGUAGAUGAUAAUUUCGUCGUUGAUGCUACAAUGAGAGGAAAUGCAGCUAGAUUUAUCAACCAUUCGUGCGAUCCGAAUUGCUAUUCGAGGGUGGUGGAGAUUUUGGGUCACAAGCACAUUAUAAUUUUCGCGCUGAGGAGAAUAUUGAGCGGCGAAGAGUUGACUUACGAUUACAAGUUCCCGUUCGAAGAGGACAAGAUUCCCUGCACGUGCGGCUCUCGAAAAUGCAGAAAAUUUUUGAACUGAUUCCCAGUAUAUGUUUACAGAUGUAUGUAUAUUUUUCAUUGUAUUUAUAUUGUAAAUAAUCUCGAGAUGAUCAAUUGACUUCAGAUUUUAUGAAUCGAUUUAUUUAUCUUCGUUGUUUCGAUGAACGAAUGGAGUAUGGUAAUGAUGGAUUUGAAGCAAGUCAUUUGAAUUUUUUAUUUUUCUUAUGUAGCACCUAUUAAGGCCAUUUUAAAGAUUAAUACAUUCGUAAAUUAUAUAAGUUCUUUUAGAGUCAGUAUUUGAAAAAUGAAAUUUGUAAGCAUUUUGGCUGUGAGGAUAUAUAAUAUGCAUUUCGUGCCAUUGGCUCCAUAGGUGCUAAAUAUAUAUAUUUAAAUUUUGAUAAAAUAUCAUAUGUGAUAUGUUGUGGAUAAAUUUGCAGAAAAAGUUUAUACAUUUUCAAAAAAAAAUAACUGCUUUAAUGAUUUUUUAUCACAAGUAAAAGUCUCGGAUAAGACUUGUGUUGGGAUUGUUGUAUAUUGUAAAUAAAAUCUUUAUUUUUAAAGGAUACACCAUAAUAUUUCUAGCAUUUAAACGUAGUAUUAAUUAUGUAAUUAAUAAAAGUUGUUUCGUUAAAGAUCGACUUCAAGUAUUAAUACCGUUAUUGAUAUUACUAACACUUAUAAUUCUU
This is a messenger RNA of Phyllotreta striolata, 8336 nucleotides long. The record is from the annotation of a GenBank genome assembly. Lineage: Eukaryota; Metazoa; Arthropoda; Insecta; Coleoptera; Chrysomelidae.